Scutellospora calospora is the source of this 1032-nucleotide messenger RNA. NCBI's taxonomy places the organism in Eukaryota, Fungi, Glomeromycota, Glomeromycetes, Diversisporales, Gigasporaceae. The record is from the annotation of a GenBank genome assembly.
AUGACAGAUUUCACGACUAUAUUAUUACGAGACUUGACAAAAUUAUUGGAAAAUGGCAUUGACCAUAAUGUGGUAAUUCAAGCUGGAGAAGAACCUAAUACAAAAUCAUUUCGUGCUCAUUCUGGUGUUUUGAAAGCGAGGUGUCCGUAUUUUCAAACUGCUUUAUCUGAAACUUGGGUUAGACAAGAAGAUGGAAUUAUUAUUUUUUCUAAACCUAAUGUUUCAGCCGAAGUUUUUGAAAUUAUACUUAGAUAUAUUUAUACAGGCAGAAUAGCUUUAGAUAAACAUGAUGGUGUAGAUAUUCUAAAUAUAUUAAUGGCUGCAGAUGAAUUAAUACUUCACGAUUUAUUCGGUUAUAUUCAACAACAUCUUGUUACUUAUAAAGUUCAAUGGAUGGAAGAAAAUUUUGACUUGGUUCGUCGUACUGUUUUUCAAAAUGACCAACAUUUAAUUACUUUACAAAAAACAAUACAACAAUGUGUUCCGUUAAUUCGAAUAUUUCAAAUUUCUUCAAAUGAUUUUUAUAGCAAAUUAAUGCCAUAUAGGGAUAUUAUACCUAGACCUUUAUUCGAAGAUGUGAUGAGAUAUCAUAUGGUACCUGAUUGUCCGAGACCUCUUUCAUUAAUGCCUUCAAGGCGUGGUGGAAUUGAAUCUAAUUUAUUCCGUGCUAGGCAUGCUGCAUUGAUCUCUAGUUGGAUUGAUAGAAAUGAUUUAAAUGCUUUCUAUAAUACUACAAAUAUUAAAACAGCUUUACUUUCAAGAGUUCAAGAACCUGCACGUGCUGUACUUUGUUCACAAGCUAUAGGUGCUUGUUUUGGAAGUGGUGAUUUGGUUAUGGGUGGAACCCAUUCAAAUUUUAAUGUUGAAUUAGGUUGUUCAUGUAAGCGGCAAUCAUAUGAAAGACCUUUAAUAACUACUGAUCUUGAUAGAUUUAGUGUUGAUGAAUAUGAGGUUUUUAAGGUUACUUCAAAAUUAGGAACUGUUAACUUUAAAAUAUUACCUUUAAGCUAUAUAAGGUCAAUCUUUAUAUAA